Molecule: messenger RNA, 222 nt
Organism: Schistosoma intercalatum
Lineage: Eukaryota; Metazoa; Platyhelminthes; Trematoda; Strigeidida; Schistosomatidae
Source: the annotation of a GenBank genome assembly
AUGGUCAUUUCGUCGCAGGCAUCUGUUUGUACGAAUUUGGCUGUCACAUUAGUUGCCUUAAAUAGACUACUAUUGAACUUUGUGGUACUUUUCAGUUUACGAGGCGCGAAGGUAUAUGUUAACAGUGUAACACGGUUAAACACAGGCCUUCAAUGCUUCGAAGAUUAUUGGUACACAGGUUUUGAUUAUUGCUACUGUUAUAGCCCCAUUUUAGAUUCUUAA